AUACCCAAAAGCCGCUCAUCGUCAUCAAGCUCCUCAAGACUCCCCGACACAAAAUUUACCAAUGGCCCCCUCCAAGAAGUCCAAGGCAACCAAGUCGUCCGAGUCUAUCUCGUCUCGUCUUGCUCUUGUCGUCAAGUCGGGGAAGUACACCCUUGGUUACAAGUCUGCACUGAAGCAGAUGCGCAGUGGUAAAGCCAAGCUCGUUUUGAUUGCUGGUAACUGCCCACCACUGCGUAAAUCUGAGCUCGAAUACUAUGCCAUGUUGUCGAAGACGACCGUGCACCACUUCUCUGGCACGAACGUCGCACUUGGCACCGCCGCCGGAAAGCUUUUCCGUGUCGGGGUCAUGACUGUCACCGAUCCUGGAGAUUCCGAUCUCCUCACCUUUGCAGAGGGAAGCGCUGCAUAGGUCCAAAAUUGCGGUGAGGUGCCGGGAGCAUAGGUUUAUGCGCUCUAUUAUAGCUAUAUUUCGUGCAUCAACAUGAUAACCCUUAUGUUUACUACCUGUCAUUCAUGCAAUGUAAGGAAACUGCAAAUCUUUGAGAGGAUAUAUUAUAUUUUCUGGUCUGC
Molecule: messenger RNA, 570 nt
Organism: Suillus subaureus
Lineage: Eukaryota; Fungi; Basidiomycota; Agaricomycetes; Boletales; Suillaceae
Product: 60S ribosomal protein L30
Exons: 3
Coding region: 62-409 (115 amino acids)
Cellular component (GO): cytosolic large ribosomal subunit
Molecular function (GO): structural constituent of ribosome; RNA binding
Source: RefSeq, a predicted model, not a curated record